CGCAGGUUGUUGGGUUUGCGGGGAUUUCCUCGACGUGUUUGUUGUUCCAAGCAUAUGCUAAUAUAUGCGAGCUACUAUUUGCGACAAGUACAAGAAUUGUACAGUUAUUUUAGUGUUUUGUGCAAGUUAACAAAGGAACAUUGCUCUUUUUUGGCUCAGGGCGGACGAGGUUUGUCUGUAGGCUGCGUCACGCCACAGAGAGGGUGGACACGUAGAAGGACAGGGAAAAAAACGAGGCUGAACUUUCAUCUGACCGUCAGAUAACUCACUCCAGCUACCGACUGCCCCGUGUUAUGGAGUGAAACACUGUGGUUAGCAGGCUGCUAUUGGGAGCAUGGACUCAACAUAUGGAGACCCAGGGGGGAAGGAGCCCAAACUGAAUGGACAGGAUAAGUCGGCACCUGAAGCGGUUAUUGGAAGGCAGCUAAGCGAGCCAGGGCGAUUUGCUUACGCCGCCUUGUGUGGAGUGUCACUUGGUCAUCUGUUUGCAGGAGCUGAACAAAGAAAGUUUCGUGAGCAGUACCUGGAAGGGUUAGUGCAGUGGCUGGAUCUUGAUGAGUCUGUCAUGCCAGUCAUGCAGGCUUUCCUGGCUGGACUUGGAUGUGAAGGUAGUGACACCUUCCUGUCCAUCUUACAGGCAGAGCCACUACUCAGUGCAGGAUGCUUACCUAUUACACAGGACCUUGUUUCAUUCGCUCUAAAAGAUGGUCAGUAUGAUGCAAGAGCUCGCGUCUUGAUCCGACAUGUUAGCUGCCUGCUGCGUGUGUGCCCUCAGCAGCUAGAGGACUUUGAGGAGACACUUGGAGAGCAGUUAAGAGAAGGAGGAGAGGAGAGCGAAGAAGAGUCAUCAAGAAGACGAAAGAAGGAAAGGGGCCGCAGACUACGCCGUUACUUGCUGAUAGGUCUUGCCACCGUUGGUGGGGGCACAGUAAUUGGUGUGACGGGGGGUCUGGCUGCCCCUUUGGUGGCUGCUGGGGCAGGAGCAGUGUUGGGAGCAGGAGGAGCCGCUGCUCUGGGAUCAGCCACAGGCAUCGCCAUUAUGGCUUCUCUCUUUGGAGCUGCAGGAGCAGGCUUAACUGGCUAUAAAAUGAACAAACGAGUGGGAGCCAUCGAGGAGUUUGAGUUUCUUCCUCUGAGCCCUGGGAAGCACCUUCAUCUUACUGUGGCUGUGACAGGAUGGCUCAGCAGUGGCAAAUACAGUUCCUUCCAGGCUCCAUGGCGUAGUCUGGGUGCCUGUGGAGAACAGUACUGUCUGAAGUGGGAGUCACGCUACCUGAUGGAUCUGGGAUGUAUACUGGACUCCUUGUGGGAUGGAUUAGUUAGCAUUGUGGCCCAGGAGGCCCUCAAAUACACUGUAUUGUCAGGCAUUGUUACGGCUCUGACCUGGCCUGCUUCUCUGCUGGCAGUAGCGAGCGUGAUUGACAACCCAUGGGGAGUGUGUCUGAGCCGUUCGGCAGAGGUGGGAAAGCACCUGGCCCAAGUGCUCCGGAGCCGGCAACAGGGAAAGCGGCCUGUCAGCCUGAUUGGCUUUAGCCUUGGAGCUCGAGUCAUCUACUUCUGUCUAGAGGAGCUUGCCAAUGACCAAGGUAGUGAAGGUGUCGUGGAAGAUGUCAUUCUGCUGGGAGCCCCUGUAGAUGGAUCUGAGAAAACAUGGGAUCGACUCUCCAAAGUCGUCGCUGGGAAGAUUGUUAAUGGAUAUUGCAGAGGCGAUUGGCUCCUGGGAUUUCUGUAUAGAAGUUCAUCUGUUCAACUGUCUGUGGCAGGGCUGCAGCCAAUCAGUUCCAGUGCUCGCUGCAUAAUUAAUGUGGAUCUGUCUUCUGUGGUCAAAGGUCACUUGGAUUACAUGCGUCAGAUGGACACUAUCCUUGUAGCAGUUGGUGUUCCUACCAAGGAAGGAGCUGGAGUAAUGGCUGUCCAUCCGCAAACACUGUCUGUAGCUCAGGGAAUUCCAGACAUGCCAGCUCAGGAGAUCCAGUCAGCCAAGGAAAAUGGACAACAUGAGGAAAAACCUUUAACUAACUCCUACAACAAUGUGGAGACUAACGCAAAAGAAUUCACAAAGACUGAAGGACAGGAAUAUUGUGUUGAGGGUGAGAAAGAAGACGGCUGGGAUAUUCCAGACAUUUCAGACUUAUUGUUAGACUCUCUCAAUGACGCUGACCCUGGUCAAAAGGAUGGCAGUGUUUGUCAUGCCACUGAAGGCAGCAAAGGCCCAGACUGUGAGGGCAGAGGGGAGGAAUCGGGUGAAAGUGACAUAGACACUCAACACAUGUCCUGGGACUGGGACACCACUCACUGGACUGCUGAGCACCAAUCAAGACAAACUGUACAAAACACACAGGACCAGCUAGCCAAUGACAGGCCAGCUUUUCAGCCAACUGCAACACCACCUACACACUCUCUUCAAACUCCAGACUCAGAACACUCAGCAACAACAAAUGUGGAUUCAAAUGGUAAACUAGCUUAAAUCAGCACUUCUCAGGUCUUGUCCUGGAGUGCCCUUGCGCUACCGAGUUCAGUGCUGUGAAACACCUGAUUCAACUCAUCAGCUAAUUAUAAAGCUUUCCAUGAGAUGAAUCAGGUGUGUUAGUAGAAGGAAAGUAUUAAACUGUAAUUCAGGGGUACUACAAGGCUGCAAUUAGGACAUACACUGCAAAAAAUGUUAUGUUGGCAAGCAAAAGCAUCUCAAACAGGAUAUAUGUCAUCGCUGCCAAACAGAAAGUUUUUUUAUUUUUUUUAAUGUUACAUUUUCAGUUUAGAGUAUUCAACAUUAUAAAAGUGCAAUUUUGUAUUAAUAAUAUAAAAGUUAAUGUAAGCCUAAAGCUAAGAAAGUAGCCAUGAGGUAACAUACUAGUCAUAAUACAAUGAUACUAUAUUAUACAUCAGUUAAUGUUUAAAUAAUCUUUAUUCAAUAUUCGUGAAAUCUCACAAAGAGCAAUAUUAAAUAUAUUGCUCUCAUUUAAGGUUCCUUCCCUUGCCAACAUAUCAUUUUUUGCAAAGAACUGGAAUAAAAGCCACUGGGAUCUUUUACUGAUUUAUUUAAACUUGUCAUAAAUUAUUUUAAAAUUGUAUUAACGUCUCGGUUGUUAACAGCUGACACUGUGAAUGUAGACAUAGCUGUUUUCGUAGCGAAAGGCCUUGUGGAAAUUAUGCUCAGCUUUGCUCAACUCUUGAAAGCCUAUGCAGACUCUUAAUUAAAAGCCUUGUUACCGCUUAACGGACA
Molecule: messenger RNA, 3223 nt
Organism: Pygocentrus nattereri (red-bellied piranha)
Lineage: Eukaryota; Metazoa; Chordata; Actinopteri; Characiformes; Serrasalmidae
Gene: tmco4
Product: transmembrane and coiled-coil domains 4
Exons: 14
Coding region: 335-2467 (710 amino acids)
Source: RefSeq, a predicted model, not a curated record